Myotis brandtii (Brandt's bat) is the source of this 3561-nucleotide messenger RNA. It is a transcript of the gene SMAD9, whose product is annotated as SMAD family member 9. Gene Ontology annotation, molecular function: I-SMAD binding; RNA polymerase II cis-regulatory region sequence-specific DNA binding; DNA-binding transcription factor activity, RNA polymerase II-specific. Gene Ontology annotation, cellular component: heteromeric SMAD protein complex. The transcript has 5 exons. NCBI's taxonomy places the organism in Eukaryota, Metazoa, Chordata, Mammalia, Chiroptera, Vespertilionidae. Gene Ontology annotation, biological process: anatomical structure morphogenesis; SMAD protein signal transduction; cell differentiation. The record is from RefSeq and is a predicted model, not a curated record. Bases 200 to 1345 code for a protein of 381 amino acids.
UUUGCCAGUCCUUUCUAGGGCUUAGGAGAAUGUCAACAUGCUUCCCAACCUGAAUUUGUCACAAUGACUACCAGAAGAAAAGGAAGAUCUAUGACAUCCCCGGAGAGUUACUUGCUGCUUACUUCUCUUAAGCCCUGCAGGCACUGAAGGGCUGUCUGUCCAGUUCCUGUUUUCACCGGACACCUGCAGUCAACCUCUUAUGCACUCCAGCACCCCCAUCAGCUCUCUCUUCUCCUUCACCAGUCCAGCAGUGAAGAGACUGCUAGGCUGGAAGCAAGGAGAUGAAGAGGAAAAGUGGGCAGAGAAGGCAGUAGACUCUUUAGUGAAGAAGCUAAAGAAGAAGAAAGGAGCCAUGGAUGAGCUGGAGAGGGCUCUCAGCUGUCCAGGGCAGCCCAGCAAAUGUGUUACGAUUCCUCGAUCCUUGGACGGGCGGCUGCAGGUGUCCCACCGCAAGGGUUUGCCUCACGUUAUUUAUUGCCGAGUGUGGCGUUGGCCUGAUCUGCAAUCUCACCAUGAGCUGAAGCCCCUGGAAUGCUGUGAGUUCCCAUUUGGCUCCAAGCAGAAAGAGGUGUGCAUUAACCCCUAUCACUACUGCCGUGUGGAGACAUCAGUGCUGCCGCCUGUAUUGGUGCCAAGACACAGCGAAUAUAACCCCCAGCUGAGCCUUCUGGCCAAGUUCCGCAGUGCCUCCCUCCACAGUGAGCCACUCAUGCCGCACAACGCCACCUAUCCUGACUCUUUCCAGCAGCCUCCAUGCUCUGCAUUCCCUCCCUCAUCAGGGCAAGCAUUCUCACAGUCCCUGUGCACAGCCAGCUACCCUCACUCCCCAGGAAGCCCUUCAGAGCCAGAAAGCCCCUAUCAACACUCAGACUUUCGGCCAGUUUGCUAUGAGGAACCCCAGCACUGGUGCUCAGUUGCCUACUAUGAACUGAACAAUCGAAUUGGUGUGCAUUUAUAUUAUGUCGGGGGAGAGGUCUAUGCUGAGUGUGUGAGCGACAGCAGCAUCUUUGUCCAGAGCCGGAACUGCAACUAUCAGCACGGUUUCCACCCAGCCACUGUCUGCAAGAUCCCCAGUGGUUGUAGCCUCAAGAUCUUCAGCAACCAGCUCUUUGCUCAGCUACUUGCUCAGUCAGUCCACCAUGGAUUUGAAGUCGUCUAUGAGUUAACUAAGAUGUGCACUAUCCGGAUGAGUUUCGUUAAGGGUUGGGGAGCUGAGUACCAUCGCCAGGAUGUCACGAGCACACCUUGCUGGAUUGAGAUUCAUCUUCACGGGCCACUGCAGUGGUUGGACAAAGUUCUGACUCAAAUGGGCUCUCCACAUAACCCGAUUUCUUCAGUGUCUUAAUAGUUAGGUCUUAAUCCCCAUUUUUAUAGAACAGAUGCGGUUGCAGGCAGUGGCUUAUAUCAUUUCAGAUUUGCAACUAAAGUGUCUAAGUAUAUGUGUAAAUACAUAUAUACUGUUCAUCUAUUUUAUCACCAUUUGUUUUCUGCUUUCUAGUUAAGCUGAUGCCAUUAGAAAAGCAGGUUUUUUGCGCCUAUGAUGUAAGAAGCAGCAGCUUUAUUUGUGGGAGGAAACAAAGAAAGGCAACUCUGUCAAUAGUAUUUAAAGGGUGUUGGCAGAAUAAAAGGCAGCUUUAGUCAGCCAUGUCAAUAUAAGGCAGGUUGUGUGGCCUACCAGAAAAAUACUAAAACUGUUUAUAUAGCAAAAGUCAGGUACUAGCAGCACUAGAGUAAAUAAUGCUUUUAGACAAAAUGUAGCAAUCAAACUCAUUUAAUUUAAAUGAUUUCACUUUUAGUACUAUUGGCAAGAAAAAAUAUCAAGUUUAUAUAAUCAAUUAUGUAAGAUAAGACACAUAAACUUUAUUUCUGAAGUUGAAAUACUUAUACCUGGACAAUUGUGCUCAUAUUAAGGGUUCAUUUUAAACAAAUUUAAAAUGUGAUUGGAAAAAAAACUGUGAAGCUGAAGUCAUGUUCCCUCAUAAUCUACGACUGUAAAAAAGCAAUGAGUCUAAUAUGGCAAGAUAAAUAUGAAAAUAGCAUGAAAUGAGCUAUAUUCCCAAACUGUAAGACCAGAACUUAGUCCCAGAAUCACCCAAGGAGAUUCUUGCUUUCCACAUAGGAAAUGAGGCUCAUGAUUUGCUGGCUGUUCAUGCAGGCAGUCCUGCAGACUUUUGAGUCUGCACAGGGAGCUCUAAGACCACGUGUGUAGGUCCUGUAGGAAGAAGAAGCAGGUAAUAACAGGAGGGUUGGACAAAAGCAUCAUAUGUUUACUUACACCUUCUCACAUUCCCACAUUAAAAGUCUCUGGGCGAUGGCCCUCCUUUUGCCUUAUUUACCUCACCUGUUGGCAAAUAUUAACUAUUUAUAGGUUACUAAAACAAUGGUGAAGAUUUUUGAGAAAAUCAAGACACAUUACUGAGAUCAAUUUAUGAGUUAUUUUACUUAGUGUCUCUAUUGAAUAAAUUAUCUACUGGUCAAAUCUGGUAGGCUCUUAUAAAGCUAAAUUCUCACACCUGGAAAUAACUUCCCAAGUAAAGUGAUAAUAAUUUCAUAAUCUCUACAAUUUCUGGGGAACAGUAGUAUUGAAUAAUAGGACAUUUAAAAAACACACAAUAUUAAAAACCUGUUCUUAUUUACCCUUGGAUAAUAAAGAGGAAAAUCCCCCAAAUUUCUAGGUACUCUUAUAUAUGUAAAUAUAAGUCCCACCCACUAAACACUGCAUUCCUUGAAAAAAUAUAUCACACCCUCUUAAAAAUGUAUAAUUUAAGAAGGCAAUUAUGCUUGUAACAGAUGGUACUUCAGUAAUCCAAGAGGUUUCUUCAUUUAUACAUUCUAUCUCAACUCUUUGUAGCUUAGUGAACACAGUAGUUAUUUCUCAUUAAAUUAUAUUCAAGGUAGAAAUGAUGAUGUGAAAAAGAUGAGUGAGUUACUACUGUCACCUCUUAUGACUAGUGUUAUAUAAUAGAAACUUUCAUAUAUACAAUAGAAAAUAAAUAUUACAUUUUACAUGAAGACUAGGUAACCCAUUUAGUGUAGUUCAUUGUUCAUCAACUAUGUAUUGUGCACCUGUAUGUGCCAGGUACAAUGUUAGGUGCUGUAGAAUCAAAUGUAAACAAGAGACAGCCCAGCCCUUGGGUUGAGAGUCUAAUAUUAUAUCUGUUUGUGUACACAUCCUCAUAUUCCAGAACUUGCAAAACAAAACAGAACAUACCAUCUUCCUUAGCUUAAAAAAUGUAUUGGUUUCUUAAUUAUCUCUUUUGAAUAAUUUCCCUUCUCUUCUGAUCAUUUAGGUAAUGGAUGAAGGCUUCCUUGGGUAAAUGCUAUUUUUCUUCUGUCUAAAAAAGAAGGUUUUCUCCUCCUGUUCCUUUUAUUUUCUAAUAAUUUUCCAUCUCCCCUUUUCCCUGGAAAGGGCAUUAAUAUGGCUGGUGAAUCUUUCUCAUACGAGUAUCAUUCCAUGAGAGAACAGCAAGUACACCACGUGGUUUUUGAUCCAGAGAUCAAACAUAGCUUUCCUUCUUUUUUAAAAAAAAUCUUUAUUGUUCAGAUUAUUACAGUUGUUCC